CUAGUUGAGCGACCGCUGGGGCUCUUUAUCCGCAGGCAAACUUUGCGGCUCCAGACCGGUUUAAUAGCAGAGUACUGGGCGGAAGCUACAGGGAACAGCAGUGCAGCGUUGCUGGAGUGAGAACUGAUACACAGGACUUUGACUCAGGAACUCUGUUUUCCAUUCGUGCACAACUGAAGCCGGAGCUAGCAGCUUUGCUGUCCCCAGGCAUGAAUUACGCACGGUUUCUCACGGCCACGAGCUUGGCCAGACGGCCUUCUCCCAUCAGAGUCAUGGCUGAAAUAUUGGGCAGGGCACCAAAAUCACUCAUCUCCUUGGCUCCUGGAUACCCAAAUCCAAGCAUGUUCCCCUUCAAGAGCGCUGUUAUCACUGCAGAAGAUGGAAUCACCAUCCGAUUUGAAGAAGAGACGAUGAACAGAGCACUUCAGUAUUCUCAAAGUGCUGGAAUUCCAGAGCUUCUGUCCUGGCUAAAACAACUGCAAGUUAAAUUACAUAAUCCUCCCACCCUCAACUACCCACCCGAUCGGGGACAGAUGGACAUCUGUGUCACAUCUGGCAGCCAGGACGGGCUGUGCAAGGCAUUUGAAAUGAUCAUUAACCCUGGGGAUAAUAUCCUCGUGAAUGAACCUGUUUAUUCAGGAACACUUCAAGCUCUGCUACCCCUGGGAUGCAACAUCAUUAAUGUUGCCAGUGAUGAAUAUGGGAUGAUUCCAGCCUCCCUCAAAGAAGUCCUUUCCCAAUGGAAACCAGAAGAUGCAAAGAAUCCUAAGAAGAACACUCCCAAGUUCCUUUACACUGUCCCAAAUGGCAACAACCCUACUGGAAACUCAUUAACAGGCGACCGCAAAAAGGAAAUCUAUGAGCUUGGAAGAAAAUAUGACUUUCUUAUAAUAGAAGAUGAUCCUUACUAUUUUCUCCAGUUCAACAAGCCCUGGGUACCAACGUUUCUGUCCAUGGAUGUUGACGGGCGCGUCAUCAGAGCCGAUUCUUUCUCAAAAGUCCUCUCUUCUGGAUUGAGAGUGGGGUUUCUAACUGGCCCCAAGCCCUUGAUAGAAAGAGUUGUUUUACACACCCAAGUGUCAUCAUUGCACACCAGCACUUUUACACAGCUUAUGAUAUACCAGCUUCUACACCAAUGGGGACAAGAUGGUUUCCUAACUCACAUAGACAGGGUUAUUCAUUUCUAUAGGAACCAGAGGGAUGCAGCACUGGCAGCUGCAGACAAGUGGCUAAGCGGUUUGGCAGAAUGGCAUGUUCCCACUGCUGGGAUGUUUCUGUGGAUUAAAGUUAAGGGCAUUUCUGAUGUAAAAGAACUGAUUGAAGAAAAAGCCAUUGAGAAAGAGGUGUUACUGGUUCCAGGAAAUGGUUUCUACUCCAACAGCUCUGCUCCCAGCCCUUACCUGAGAGCUUCCUUCUCCAUAGUUUCUCCAGAACAGAUGGAUGUGGCUUUCCAGAGAUUAGCUGAACUUAUAAAAGAAUCUUUGUGAAGAAAACUGAUCACACUAUUUAGACUUUUUAGUUUUUAGAUAAAUGAUCCCUAUCUAGGUGAAGGAAAUCAUUGUGUGUUAGCCUUACAGGUUGGAUCUCAUCAAGCAUGUCCUAUCUGUGGUAGCUGAACUACACAAGCUCUAAAGUACUUUCUAUGUCAGCUUGUCCAAUAUAUUUGUAAUCUAUUGGUGUGUUUUGAUAAAUGUUCUACAUGUAUAAAACUAUAUCUUGGAUUUUAUUGUAAAGAACUUUAUACUUGCUUUAUAAUUUUAAAUAUCCUCUCACAAAUUUUCUUAGAAACUAGAAUUUUACACAAAAUUAUUUUGUAAAUUUAAGAAAAUGGUUAAGUUAAACAUAGUAUGUAAUAUGUAUCUUUUCUGUUUUUAGGAAAAUUUAAUAGAGCUUAUUUCAAAUGUUGUUGUAAUUUGACCCUAUAAAUGAUUUUUAGUAAGUUUCCCAAAGCCAUGUUGCUAUACCUCAUAAAUCUCUUUAAAAUAAAAUUCUAAAAACAAAGGUACUUAAAGCAUCAGAGAUAUUAAUAUUAAUUAAGCACCCAGUGCUUCUAAAGGUCCCUGGAAAUCUAACUUGGAUUCCACUUGUGACACCAGUCUUUUCAGAAGGAAAAAAAAACCUUAAAGGUAAAUUUAUUAGGGUUUAAUCAAGCACAGAAAAUAAAGUUUCAUGAACUAGGUAGUACUUAGGACCAACGGCAGUGUAGAGAGAUCCAAGUGGAUAGGAAAUAUCUAUACCCAGACAAUCAAAGUGACAUACAGAAGCACCCUGAUUGGUAAUAGUUCAGCAUUUGCUUUAUUUGGACUUAUUUUGGUAGUCUUCAACCUGUGCUUAGCUGAAAGCUGGCCUGCUAUCAUUGGCCAAGACUCACUGACUUGUCACAAGAAUAUACUCUCCAGCUACCUUGUAGUUUGUUCACAUAUUAAGUUAGUUACAGUUCACAAUAUAUGGAAGUAGCCUUGGGCCAAAUGUAACAGAACAAUGUCCUUUAAUACAGUCUUUUUGUUCCUCCAAAAAUGCUGUAUGACAAUUCUUGGUAAUGUGUUGUUAACCAGGGAAGCUCUUUGAGCCUGAGAGUCCAUGGUUUUUAUCGGAGGCAAGUUACAUAUGCACACAGUGCCUGCCUACUCUUCCUCAGUUCUGAAAUGGCAACACACAGCAAAAGCAGGUGUUCACCAAAAAUCACAUUGUUAGGAUUAACUACAGUUGCUUCAUGGGAGACUGACUCCAAGAUCCAUCUCUGAAUACCCAAAUCUAUGGAUAUUUAAGUCUUCUAUGUAAAACAGCAUAAUAUUUGUAUGUCAUCUAUGUAUAUCUCUUAUGUUCAUAAAACCAUCUCUAAAUUGCUUACAACACCUAAUACAAUGUAAUUCUACUUAAGUGGAAUUGUUUGGGGAAUAAUGGCCAAGGAAAAAGUCUAGGGAUUUGCCAAGAUGACAUAAUUUACAGACAUUCACCAUUGCAUAUAUCCGUGUGAAAAUGAAACAGCCUAGAUAACUGUCCACAAUAACUUUCAUUCAAGUGCUUAAACUUGACCCUGUUCCUUUUACCUGUAAUUCUUAUUCACCCUCCAGGGUUCAGCCAAACUGCCACUUUUUGUUUGUUUGUUUUACCUGUUAAUCAUCAGUUUAUUUAUUUAUUAACACUUUAUAUAAAAAUACUAAUAAUUCCCAGGUACCUCUCAACACCCUUCUCUAGCAUUAAUAAGUUAUAUUAGUCUGUUUGUCACAAUGAGCAAACCUAACCCAGCACCCCCUACUUUUAAAUCCAACCUCCUAUCCCUCUCAGCUGUCCAAGUUGUAUUUUUAAAAGGACCUUGCCCAGAGCCCCAGACCAGGUUAUGACCUUUGGUUACUGGAUCAUACAGCACCUGAUCUCUUUUCCCUUGAAACACUUUCCACAAUAAAAAGGAUAAUCAUUCCUCAAAAUCCUCUGGGAAUUAAUCCUAGAACCCUCACCCAGUCCCACUCACUGAAGGUACCCAAA
Ochotona princeps (American pika) is the source of this 3486-nucleotide messenger RNA. Its product is annotated as kynurenine/alpha-aminoadipate aminotransferase, mitochondrial-like. Bases 210 to 1487 code for a protein of 425 amino acids. Gene Ontology annotation, molecular function: L-kynurenine:2-oxoglutarate transaminase activity; pyridoxal phosphate binding. The record is from RefSeq and is a predicted model, not a curated record. NCBI's taxonomy places the organism in Eukaryota, Metazoa, Chordata, Mammalia, Lagomorpha, Ochotonidae. Gene Ontology annotation, biological process: biosynthetic process. The transcript is spliced from 13 exons.